AUUGCAGCCAUGUUGGGUAUCUUUCAACCAAAGAGACUUCCGAUUAUUAAGAUACUACCAAUUAGUUUGGCAUUUUGUGGCUAUGUUGUGUUCAAUAAUAUUAGUAUUAGUAUCAUUUUAUCAGUAAUGAAAAUUGUUUGCACCCCAACAAUCAUUGGAAUUGAAUAUUUAUUCUAUAGAAGGACACAAGAGAGAAGAAUUCCCGUAUGUCUUGGAACAUUUGUUACAGUAUUCACAGACAUGGACAUGAAUUUAUAUGGAAGUUUUAUGGCCAUCCUUGCCGUGAUUUCCAAUUCCCUCUACACUAUCUAUGGCACAGAAAAACAGAAGGAAUUGAAUGCCAAUUCUCUUCAGGUAUUGCUCUAUCAAAGUCUAACCAGUGCAUUCAUUCUGAUGUUUACAAUUCCAUUCCUUAAUGAUGUUCAUGUGAUUUAUAAUUAUGAUUGGAGAGAUGGAAAUAAGCUCAUGUGGAUAUUUGCAAGUUGUGUAACUGCAUUCUUUGUCAAUUUCAGUUUCUUUUUGGUGGCUGGAAAGACGUGUCCACUCUCUGUUAAUGUGAUUGGAUAUUUCAAAACAUGUUUGGUAUUUGUGGGAGGUUUCUUGUUGUUUACCUCUUAUAUAUCAUUUAAGAAUUUGAUUGGCGUGAUUUUAACAUUGAUUGGUGUUGCAUGGUACACUCAUGAAAAGUAUGAGAUGGGUAGGAUGGAAGAAGAGACAAUUCUUCCAACCUCAAACAAACAAUAA
Molecule: messenger RNA, 744 nt
Organism: Naegleria gruberi
Lineage: Eukaryota; Heterolobosea; Eutetramitea; Acrasida; Naegleriidae
Exons: 2
Cellular component (GO): membrane; Golgi apparatus
Molecular function (GO): nucleotide-sugar transmembrane transporter activity; antiporter activity
Source: RefSeq, a predicted model, not a curated record